Messenger RNA from Acanthoscelides obtectus, 1828 nucleotides. The record is from the annotation of a GenBank genome assembly. NCBI's taxonomy places the organism in Eukaryota, Metazoa, Arthropoda, Insecta, Coleoptera, Chrysomelidae.
UUUAUUUAUUUAUCGAGGUAUCUAAUAAUUGUUUAUUUUGUUACAGACAGAAGAUGAAGGUAACCAUGGCAACGAUGACACGCGUUGUUUCAUCCUGUCAACACUGGCAUCUCAGGGCCGUAAUAAGGUCCACUGUGUUUUGUGCGAAGAGCAACUGUUGGUGUUCGACAGGUAUCCAUUGGUCGACGGAACGUUCUUCCUUAGUCCCAGGCAGCACGCGAAGAGCUGCAUCGAGGUGAAAGUUGAAGGCCGUACGCAAUUUCUCAGCGUAGUUUGCAUGGGAUGUCUCGAAGGUGUCCACGGUCGCGCCAUAAUGUGUAGAUUCUGCAACCAAAAAUGGGACGGUUCUUCCUUGGUGUUGGGUACCAUGUACUCGUACGACAUUUUCGCAGCAAUGCCUUGCUGCACGGAAAGGAUAAAGUGUAACUCCUGUUACAAGCCAGUUUUGCAUCCCGCGCAGAGGCUAAACUUCUUCAGCGACUACAGCCAUAUGGUGCCGUGUCCGCAUUGCCGCACUUUGGACACGCACUUCGUCAAGCCUCUUCCAUUUUGCUACGCUCGACAGAUUUCGCGCCCGCCGCUGCAAUUGUGGCCAUAGCAAGCGGCGUCUGGCGCCGCUGUCGCCAAGACUGUCCCACAGCCGCUGAUCUGCACCAACAGCAGCGCCACUACCCAGCCAGCAUUCCCUGUCGCGCAGCCGCAGCUUGCGCGCCAGGUCCAGCCACCAGUCAACCCAGAUCCGGAUCCACUUGACUUGGAUCUGGGUUUGCUGUGGCGGGAGCUGGCAGGACUGCGGUUGGACGAAUUUUGCAGGUUGCAGUUGACCAGGACACGGUAGAGCGUGCGGUAGCCAUGGGGAAUGGGAGACGGUUCAUGGUUGCGUGGAAAGGUCACUUUCAGGAGGUUUGCAUACCCGAGUAUAAUUAAUUUAUAGACCUUAUAAUGUUACACAUGUCUCUCGUCGGUGUAUUUAAUUACUCAAAAGAAACAACCUUCUUGGUAUCAAGCUUGAGGAUUAUACUUCACCUCACUAAUCUCAUCCAAAUCCAACUCAUUCAUGUCACUUUUUUCGGAAUCUAAUUAGCGUAUACAUUGAAUACAUUCAGCUUCCAUAUCAAAUAAGUCUUACGAUACUCAGGAAUAUAUUAUAAAAUAAUUUUAUGGAAUAAACGUAUGCACAAAAAGAAGAACUGAAAUUAUACAACUGGAUCAGGGAUUCUUGUCAACAAUGCUCAGCUAUGCUCAAUACAUGUUUAGGGACUGAUAUAUCCGAUGCAAAUACAAAGUGCCUAUCACUAUGAUCAUCACAAUAAUCCGAAAAUCAUACUCAUAGCUUACUCAUAAGUGAAAAUAUGUCUUAGGUGUCUGAAACCUCCUGGAAUGAUAACUUUCAUUUUCACCAUCACGACCUCCCUUGAUCUCCGAAAUUAGUUUUCUUUGUUAUGUUGUUGCAUUUUUAUACGCAUUUAUUUUUGGGACAAAAAACGUAGUAACUUUUUGGCGAUGGCACUGCGUUUCUUACACAUACAUUGUGGUCCGUCACCGAACCUUUUUGACAAUCUGACCUUUGAAUACUCCCAGUCAUCGAAUUUUGUAAAAUCAAUCGACAAUACAUAUUUCACACAAUAUCGGUUAGUCUAAUCAUAUUAGACGAAAAUACCCCUGGUUUGCGAAAUAAUUGCAAAGCCUGAUUUAGUUUUUCAAUUGGAUAUUUAAAACAUGGACGCAUAAAAUUAGUACACCAAAUUUUGUGGUAAAUCUUUUUAUUUGACAACAAAGAAUAAGGUUUGUGGGUAUUUAUGAGAGCUGCAGAAUGAUACCACACGUA